Daktulosphaira vitifoliae (grape phylloxera) is the source of this 1237-nucleotide messenger RNA. Its product is annotated as cathepsin B-like. The record is from RefSeq and is a predicted model, not a curated record. Gene Ontology annotation, molecular function: cysteine-type endopeptidase activity. Gene Ontology annotation, cellular component: lysosome. Bases 79 to 1122 code for a protein of 347 amino acids. The transcript is spliced from 6 exons. Gene Ontology annotation, biological process: regulation of catalytic activity. NCBI's taxonomy places the organism in Eukaryota, Metazoa, Arthropoda, Insecta, Hemiptera, Phylloxeridae.
UAUAAAAAUUGUAGAGUAUGAUUGAUAGCGUUCAAAUUAAUACGUAUACAUUUGUAUUUUUUUCAGCUUUUUUUAAAAAUGAUUAAAUUUAUAAUAUUAUCAGGCACGAUUCUCUUUUGUGUCUACUUGACUGAACAAGUACAUUUUCUUCAACCUGAAUACAUAAACAAAAUCAAUAAUGAAGCAAUUACAUGGCAGGCUGGUCAAAAUUUCCAUCCAGAUACUCCACUGGAAUAUUUUAAACGUUUGUUAGGAUCUAGAGGAGUUGGAGGACCAAAGGAGAAUGACCCGGUUAAGUCACAUGAUCCUAAGUACAGUAGCUGCCACCAUAUUCCAAAAGAGUUUGAUGCUCGAAAGAAGUGGAAACAAUGUAAAAGCAUUGGAACAAUUCGUGAUCAAGGAAAUUGUGUGUCUGGUUGGGCAUUAAGUACUACCAGUGCUUUUUCAGACAGAUUAUGUAUUGCUACAAACUAUGAAUUCAACGAAAUGCUGUCAGCUGAAGAAUUAAUAUAUUGUUGUAAGGAUUGUGGCUUUACUUGCUUCAUUGGUCGUCCUAUCAAAGCUUGGGAACAUUUUAAAUGGCAUGGAAUUGUUACUGGAGGUGCUUAUAAUAGUAGUGAGGGAUGCCAGCCUUAUCAAAUUGCGCCUUGUCUUCAUGAUAAGCCACCUGAAAUUGAAGGUUCAUGUAUGAGCAAGCCAAUAGAAGAUGACCAUAUUUGUCGUAGAGAAUGUUUUGGCGACACAAAAAUUGAUUAUAAAGAAGAUCAUAGAUAUACCAGAGACUAUUACUACCUUGAACCCGAAACAAUUCAAAAAGAUAUUCUAACGUAUGGCCCAAUAGAAGCAUCCUUUCAUGUUUAUGAUGAUUUUUUGAGUUAUAAAACAGGUGUUUAUAUUAAGUCAGAAAAUGCCACUUUUAUAGAUGGUCAUGCAGCUAAAUUGAUCGGCUGGGGCGUAGAGAACGAUGUUCCUUAUUGGUUGUUACUAAACUCGUGGAACACUAAUUGGGGAGACAAUGGAUCAUUCAAAAUUCGAAGAGGUACUAAUGAAUGUGGAAUUGAUAAUUCAACAACUGCUGGUGUUCCUUAUGUUGAUGAUUAUUUCUAUGAAACAACUUUGUAAAUUUUUACAUAGUUAAAAAAUAUUUUAAAUGUUUUCAUUAUAUGUAAUGUAAUGUUUAAAUAAAUUGAUCUAAUGUUUUAUUUAGAAAUAAAAUAAAAAAAAUCCAGUAUAUUAA